Molecule: messenger RNA, 4855 nt
Organism: Ictalurus furcatus (blue catfish)
Lineage: Eukaryota; Metazoa; Chordata; Actinopteri; Siluriformes; Ictaluridae
Gene: smarcad1a
Product: SWI/SNF-related, matrix-associated actin-dependent regulator of chromatin, subfamily a, containing DEAD/H box 1 a
Exons: 23
Coding region: 315-3275 (986 amino acids)
Cellular component (GO): nucleus
Molecular function (GO): ATP binding; ubiquitin binding; chromatin binding
Source: RefSeq, a predicted model, not a curated record
CGUGAGACGUGAAGAGGAAAUGACGCAGGCUUAUUAGUGGCGGGAAAUAGCCACACUAACACUGCCGGGGAGGUUCUUCUCUUGGACUGUUGAAUUUUACACCGGCGAGAUAUUGUGGUUUGUUUAGUAUUCAGUUUAGUCAUUUGUGGGGUUUUUUGUUACGGAUAUGCAUAAGUGAAAAACUUUGUAUUUUAGUAGAAACCCCUGUAGUAUUUUACUUCUUCUUGUGAGCGCCAGAGUGGUAUUAUUUACCCGGUUAAAUCUGUGUAUAAGCUUCCCUACUGUCUAGUUAAGUAGCCGCUCGUUAUACAGCGAUGAGUUUGUUCAACCUCGAAAGGUUCCGUUAUCAGAAAGAGAAGACGGUGGAAAAUGUCUCGUCGUCGGGCAGUUCACUCAAACCAGAGCAGCGCAGGCUGGUGAAUAAAAGUAGCUCUGAGAAAGAGAAUUACCCAGAGCGCCCAGUGAAACCGGAUGGCAGACGAGGAAGAGGAAAAAUGCCACGCCAUGCCCUGGAGGAUGUGUCCUCUGAUGAUGAGGCCUGUAAGAAGGCAAGGGUUCCUACAGUACAAUCAUCAGCCAGGAAUGCCACAGAGUGUGAAAAGCAGAAAAGUCUCGAGAUGGAAGAGAAACUGGCCAAGCUUCUGGAAAUGUUCCCUCAGAGGAACAGAAGUGAAUUGCUGGAGGUGAUUGAGAGUACCAGCACACUGGAGGGAGCUGUAGCAUGUUGUUUGGUGGCCUACAAAGAUAAAGAUUUAUCCAAGACAAAAGGUGGAGCAACACACAGUGAUGAUGAUGAGAUGCAGCCAAAGAAGUGGCGGAAAACCGUGGAGCCAGAUUCUGAGCCAGGGUCUGAAGAGGAGAACCAUGAGCCAAACAAAGAAAAGCAAGAUGCUUUGGUGCACAAACUGAAAAAGAAAUUUCCCAAAAUGGACAGAGUGGUACUGAGAGAAGUUCUGAGAGAGCAUGAGUGGGAUUUUGAAAAUGCCUUGGGAUCACUGCUCAUGUUUUCAUCAGAAUCAGACUCUAACCCUAAAGAGAUCGAGAAGAUGUCAAAACCUUCAAGUAAUUCAAAACCAUCGAAGAGCAGGCAAGAGAGCAGUGGAGAUGGGAAGCAAAAGCCAAAUUCAAGUCUGACAAGAUGGCUAUCAGCUGUAUCAAGUAAAUCUCCUUCAAGACAACAGUCCCCCUCUAAUAAAUCAACCUCAAGAGGAAGCACAACAGUCAGUCAUGAGCCUGAGAGAGCAAAAGCCGAUAAGUUAAAGCCAGAACAAUACGAAGACUCUGACUCAGAACUGGAUAGUGAGGCCGAGGAUGUUUCCGACGAAUUUGACUCGGACAGUGAGGACGAUAGCUUUGAUCCCAGGGUCCAGGAGCAGAUAUUGCAAUUUCUCCAGGAGGCGUCAUUGGAUGAACUGAGUUUGAUAUCUGGCUGCUCGUUGAAAAAAGCCCAGAAGAUUAUUUCACUGCGGCCAUUCAACAGAUGGAAAGAUGUGAACGAGCAGUUCUAUAAGGAUAAUGGUUUGUCUAUGGAGUUGGUGCAUGGCUGUAGAAGUGUGCUGAAGAAAAGACAAGUACUGAAGCAGCUCAUGAACAAGUGCGAGAGCAUAGCCAGGAAGAUGACCAAAGACAUAACAAAGGUCAUUGAAAACGGCAUGGGCUCCAUGAAACAACCCAUCACCCUCAACAGCAAGUUGAAAUUACAGCCAUAUCAGCUGAUAGGUUUGAAGUGGCUUAUCCUCUUACACCAGCACAAUCUCAGUGGGAUCUUGGCUGAUGAGAUGGGCUUAGGAAAAACAAUUCAGGCAAUUUCGUUUUUGGCUUACCUUUAUCAGAAAGGGAUUAAAGGCCCUCACCUCAUCACUGUACCCUCUUCCACAGUGGAUAACUGGGUAAGGGAGCUAGAGCUGUGGUGUCCCAGCCUGAAAGUCAUCGUCUAUUAUGGCUCUGUAGAGGACCGGAAAUACCUCCGUCAUGAUAUUCUCAACAACCAAGUGGAAUUCAAUGUCAUAGUGUCUACAUAUAAUUUAACAAUAGGCAAUGAAAGUGACCGCAGCCUUUUCCGCAAGUUGAAGCUGCAGUGUGCUGUGUUUGAUGAGGGUCACAUGUUGAAGAACAUGAACUCACUACGCUACUGCCAUCUCAUGACCAUUAAUGCUGAACAGAGAUUGUUGCUCACUGGAACACCUUUACAAAACAACCUAUUGGAACUCAUAUCUCUGCUCAACUUUAUUAUGCCUUCCAUGUUCUCUAGCAGCACUUCACAGAUUUCCAAGAUGUUCUCUACGAAAUCAUCAGAAGAGGAAAGUAGUUUCCAUAAAGACCGAAUUGCCCAAGCCAAGCUCAUCAUGAAGCCCUUCAUCUUGAGACGAGUAAAGAGUGAGGUGCUGAAAGAACUACCACCCAAGGUGGAGAAGAUUGAAAUGUGUCCGAUGAGUGAUGCUCAGCAGCAACUCUAUGAUGGUCUCUUCAGUAGGCUCAAGAACACUGUUAAUGGAGAGAAGCGAGAGCUCAGUAAUGUGAUGAUGCAGCUAAGAAAGAUGGCCAAUCAUCCAUUGUUGCAUCGGCAGUACUAUACCACAGAGAAGCUUGCAGCCAUGAGCCAAGCCAUGCUGAAGGAACCAACACAUUUUGAUGCAGACCCUGCACUAAUUCAGGAAGACAUGGAGGUGAUGUCAGACUUUGAGCUGCAUAACCUUUGUAAGGAAUACAGCUCCAUCUCCAGGUUUCAGCUGGAAAAAAAGCUCCUUCUGGACUCUGGAAAAUUUUCCCUGCUUACAAAGUUAUUAGCCAAGCUCAAAGAGAAGGGUGACCGAGCAGUGCUCUUUAGCCAGUUCACCAUGGUUCUGGACAUUGUGGAGAUUUUGCUGAAACACCUUGGUCACCAGUAUGUUCGGCUGGAUGGCUCCACACCUAUGGCAGAAAGAAUUGGCCUCAUAGACAAAUACAACACAGACCCUGAAAUAUUUGUCUUCCUUCUGUCAACUCGUGCUGGUGGCCAGGGGAUCAACCUUGCCUCUGCUAAUGUAGUGAUCCUUCAUGAUAUUGACUGCAAUCCUUUCAAUGAUAAACAAGCAGAGGACCGCUGUCAUCGAAUGGGGCAGAGCAGGACCGUGCAGGUUAUAAAACUGAUUAGUAAAGAUUCCAUAGAGGCCUGCAUGCUUCGUUUAGGGCAGGAGAAACUCAAACUUGAACAAGACAUGACUACUGAUGAUGGUGAAGAAGGCUCCAUGUCAGAGGAUGUGGCUGAGCUGUUGAAGGUAUCACUGGGCCUUUGACCUAAAAGUGGUUAGUAUAGAUACACGCAACAUGGCUAAAUGACUAUAUUAUUCUUAUGAAUGUGCACUUGCUAGCCAUAGGUGGUAACAAGUAGGUCACUUCAUGUCUGACUGAAAAAAAUACUCACUUCAUAAUUCACUUAGUGUUUACUUGGGUAUUGUUCAUCAUAUCCUCAUUUUGACUCAGGUUGAAAGUCUAGCACUGCCUAGGUGAAUCCAACUUCAGGUUUAAGAUCGCAAUGCUUGUGCUAAUAGCUUAUUAGUUUCGUUUGUUUGUUUGUUUGUUUUUUUUUAUAUACUAUUGUUGUAGUUGUCUGUUGUAUUAUAGACUGUUGUGUAUGUUCCUGUCAAAUAAAGAUGAUUUUAUAGUCUAUUUAAGUUGCUUCUUUGGUUAAGAACCAAGUCUAAAGUUAUGUAGUUGGAUAACAGUUGCCCUGUACAUAAGGGUGGCCAUUGAGUGGGAACAAUGGAAAAGGGAAGCCAAAAUGUUUUGAGUGCUCUAGUGGCUGGUUUCAGUGCAACCCUGCCCAAUCCCAUGUAAGUGAAUCAUUUAAAUUUGCAUUUCUGCAGUUAUUUUUGGGAAUAGUGCUCUUUCAUUUUUUUUACAAGUUGAGCUUGAUAUCUUCCCCCAGUAUUUUUCCUUAUGAAUAAUGAAUUUUAUAGGAGUUAUUUUAUGAUUAAAAGUUUUGCAUUAAGCCAUAUGAACAUGCACGCUAUUCUAGCAUGUUCAAAAAUCUCUUGACAGUUUUGGAACAAAACCAUGUCUUGUUCCUCACUUUCAUUGUGCUGAUAUUACCAAGCAAUAUAAACCAAGGCAGCAAACACUAGCAAAACUUAACAAUUUACUAUUGAUUGUAUGACCUUAACUAAUGCUCAAAGUAGCUUGGUUAGCCAGUCUCUCUUAUUGAUUUUUAUUUAUUUAUUUAUUCUUUUAUUAUUAUUAUUUUAUAAAUGUACUCCACCAUUAGAAUGAGAAGAGCAUAAGAGCCCAUUCUCUAUUCAGAUUGUGUCAGCUAGAUUAUAAUCAUGGACAACAGCAAUUCUUUUCCUUAAGAAAUUGAGUGCAAAUGUUGACUGCUUUUUACCAGUGUAUUUUUAGUUGCAUUACAUUUAGCUAUUUACCUUCAUGUUUGCCUUAAUUUACAUUUACCUUAAAUGUACCUGCAUUACAUUUAAUAUUUAUCUUCUAUUAAUCAUGAUGCACAGGGUCUGGCUCCAACUUUGACCUACUGCACAAACUCUGUUAAGAUGGUCUGUAUUUGUCAAGCUGGAUAUGAGUGGAUUUAUUCUUAACUUGUACGAGCGUUUAGUAUUCAUGAAAAUCCCUUCAUUUUGGAAGAGCAUUCGUAUCUUGAGUGUCUAUAUUUACCCAUAAGAAGAGUAACUAAUGUAUUGAUCAACUUCACAUCCUAUAAUUUGCAUGGAUUACUGCACUUGUAUAUGUGGAUUACAUAGAGUUGUUUACAUUGCUCAUUAAUUUCAUUCACAGCAUUUAGCAGACACCCUUACCCAGAGCAACUUGUAGAAGUGCAAAAGUAUACUCUAGCAAAAGCUUGUGCUCCUUCACAAGAUCAGGGACU